Solanum verrucosum is the source of this 1818-nucleotide messenger RNA. RefSeq lists its product as uncharacterized. Bases 103 to 1650 code for a protein of 515 amino acids. The transcript is spliced from 8 exons. The record is from RefSeq and is a predicted model, not a curated record. Lineage: Eukaryota; Viridiplantae; Streptophyta; Magnoliopsida; Solanales; Solanaceae.
UUGUGGAUUCUGAUAAGGUAAUUCACUGUUUUUGAGCACCGGCGCCGUCGGAAACGGUUCAAUUUGAGCUGUUGAGAAGCUUCUCUGAUCCUGUUUUGGAAAAUGAUGUCUGUGGAGAGAUCAUUUGAAGCAUGGGAAGAGGUGCAAAGACAUGGGCAGGAUUUAGCGGAUAAGCUUGCUCAAGGAGUUACUGGUUUGAUUCAGUCUCAUAUUACUCCUCCGUCGUUUCCAUGGCCUUAUUCUCAAAAUUCCAGGCCUUUUGAUGUAGAGUUGUUAGCUGAAAGUUUUAUUCCGAGAGAUUUUGGUAUAGCUGUGGAUAAAUCUGCUAUUGCAGGGGUUUCAGCAAUUUUUGAUAUGGGGAACAGAAUAGGGCAAGCUUCUAAGCUUUUUGAUGUAGAGUUGCCGGGUCAAAGUUUUAUUCCGAGGGAUUUUGGGAUAGCUGUGGAUAGCUCUGCAAUUCCAGGGGUUUCAUCAAUUUUUGAAAUUGGACACAGGAUAGGGCAGGCUGGAGCAGACUUUGGGGCUUGCUUGAAUGGAAUGGUUCACCAGUUUUUCAGGAAGUUGCCGGUGCCUUUUCGGCAAGAUGAAAAUUUAGGAUUGUCUUUGAUGGCUGGGACAGAUAGCCAAAGAGCUGAUCUGAGUGUUACCCUGCAGGAGGAUUUGGGGUUGUUGGCAGAAAGAUUUAGGGGAUAUGGGUAUGCUGAAAAGGAUUCAGCUGAAGAUAAACCAAGUGAAGAGGAGUUUCUUGGUGUUAAUUUGAAGGCAUUUAAACACUUCGGCAGAUCACAGGGUACAAUCAAUUUUUCGUCAACAUAUGAAAGUAGGACCAGGAAUGUAGAAAGUUCUGUGGCUGCUAGAGGAGAUUUAUGGAGAGUAGAGGCAUCACAGGGUAGUUCCACAUCAGGAAAUGAAAAUUCUUCCCUGUUCCUUGUUCAACUUGGACCAGUACUUUUUGUCCGUGAUUCAACACUACUUCUGCCAGUUCACUUGUCUAAGCAACACCUUCUUUGGUAUGGCUAUGACAGGAAGCGUGGGAUGCAUUCGCUUUGUCCAGCUGUGUGGUCGAAACAUCGAAGGUGGCUUCUUAUGUCGAUGAUCUGUCUUAAUCCUUUGGCCUGUUCGUUUAUGGACUUGCAGUUUCCAAAUGGUCAAAUAACGUACGUAUCUGGGGAGGGAUUGUCCACCAGUGCCUUUUUACCUCUAUGUGGAGGUUUGCUUCAAGCCCAGGGUCAAUACCCGGGGGAUCUCAAGUUCAGUUUCUCUUGCAAGAAUAAAUGGGGAACAUGCAUUACACCGAUGAUGCAUUGGCCCGACAAAUCAUUUAGUUUUGGGGUUACCCAGGCAUUGGCUUGGAAGAGAUCUGGCCUCAUGUAUAGGCCAACCAUUCAAAUAAGUGUAUGCCCGACAGUUGGUGGGAGCAGUCCCGGUUUGCAGGCAGACAUCACACAUUCUCUAAAGGAGGGAUUAAAUAUCAUCUGUGGCUGUGCACUUGCAACACACUCUUCUGCGUUUGCAUCGUUAGCUCUUGGGCGGUCAAAGUGGAAUGGAAAUGUUGGGAGCUCAGGGGUGGUUGUUAAGGUGGAAACCCCUCUUGGCAACACUGGCAGGCCUUCCUUCUCCAUUCAGUUGAACAGUGGCAUCGAGUUUUAAUACACUUAAGAAAUUUCCCCUACCCAAAAACCACAUAGUACUGCAAUCAUCUGUAAAUAGCCUAUGUAUGACAAAGGACUGUCACAUGUAUAGUUCAUCUACUGGUCUCUUUACUGGGGUUAUUUUGCUUUAAUGGUAGAAAGGGGGAAGUUAGCUCUUUAAUCACAA